UUUGUACUGAGAGGAUGGGCUCAACAUGCCAGUGCUUAGUUGGCAAACGUGUUUUUAAUUUUCCGUAGAGCUGUCAGAUGGAUUUGAGAUCACGUUUGCUUUACGGCUGCCUCAUGAUGGUGAGUCUGCUCGGUGCAGUGCGCUACUCCACCAGCGAGCAAAAUGAAUGCCUGUGCUCAGAAAUCCCCCAUUUGCUUUGGACUGAGCCUCCCAACUGCCACCAGAUAAACAAAACUUUCCGUUACACCUGCGUCAAAGGUUACGUGAGGAAAGCAGGGACAUCAAACCUCAUCAAAUGCCAACCUGAGUCCCAAUGGUCCAAGCCAUACCUCACAUGCAUACUUGACCCCAGGGGCGCACCACAAGCAUCUAACAGCACAGAAGCAGAUGCUGCGAUGGCUAGCGUUGUACAUGGCAACGGCACAUAUUCUCAUUCGGAAGCCGAAAUAGAACUUGGCCACAGCACAGUCAUAAUCAUCAGCUGCAUUUCAGUAGUCAUCAUUGUUCUAAUCGGGAUCACCCUGUUUGUUUACAAAAGGAGAAGGGAGGAAAGCAACAAUCCAUUGCAGACGGCAGCAGAGGUGAUUCCCCUCAAAGAAGUUCCGUCAUAGUCUGGACAAGUGAAUGCAAAGUACGAUGUAUUUGCGUCCCACAGGAUUGGAGGUGCGUGCUGUGUCCCUCUUAAGGACAGUGUAAAAAUGGCAUUUUUCACAUUUGCAAGCGCACUGUCUGAUGGUAUUGUGCUGUGUCUGACCAGUGGCUUCCAAAACCGGUGUCUAAAGCUCUCAAGGAGUGGCUCACUCCGUUCAGGAUGCAUGGGCCUACUCGUGUCUAAGAGCAAUGCAUCCCUGUUUCAAGAUGACACUUUCUUUGCACUCCUAGUUGUCUUUUUUAUGAACAUCUGUAACACAUUUUGAAGAGCUGAAUUCCCAGCACAGCAACUACAAGCACUUAUCAGGGUAGCAUUUUGUUUUCUCUUUCUAAAUGUUCUCUGAAAUCUGUUCAAAGUGAUGUAUGAUCGUGUUCAACGUGUCGUCUUUGCACUGUACGUUCAACCUGAACUCCAUUGAUAUAGUGGCUAGAAUAACAUUCUCUCUCAAACAUGGUCACUUUAUGCUCAUUUUGGAGUAACCUUUCCAACGUAGUGAAUUGUUUCUUUUUUGCCAAACGAUUACAGAUAUAUGUUGUGUUCCCAGGCACAUUCAUAUUUUUAUACAGCUGAUGUUUAUAACAUUUUGUCUUAUCCUAAAUGAGACGCAAAAUCUUCAAAAUGCCUCUCAAUAUGAUUGUAGUUUGUUGUUUCAUACUACUGCAUAUCAUAAUAAAUAUGCUAACGUAA
Molecule: messenger RNA, 1339 nt
Organism: Dunckerocampus dactyliophorus (ringed pipefish)
Lineage: Eukaryota; Metazoa; Chordata; Actinopteri; Syngnathiformes; Syngnathidae
Gene: il15ra
Product: interleukin 15 receptor subunit alpha
Exons: 6
Coding region: 78-611 (177 amino acids)
Biological process (GO): interleukin-15-mediated signaling pathway
Cellular component (GO): plasma membrane
Molecular function (GO): interleukin-15 receptor activity
Source: RefSeq, a predicted model, not a curated record